This is a messenger RNA of Aspergillus homomorphus CBS 101889, 1632 nucleotides long. RefSeq lists its product as uncharacterized. The record is from RefSeq and is a predicted model, not a curated record. NCBI's taxonomy places the organism in Eukaryota, Fungi, Ascomycota, Eurotiomycetes, Eurotiales, Aspergillaceae. The coding region runs from base 1 to 1632 and encodes 543 amino acids. The transcript is spliced from 2 exons.
AUGUUUUCCGCCCGUGAUCCGGGCGCGAGCUUUUGGGGAGUGUUGAUUAACCCAGACAAGAGUCCAGCCCCGCUUCUCGAACAGCUCUGUUUAGAGAUCGCUCAAAUCAUUUCGUCCUUCGACGAUUACGCAACUGCUGAUCUCACGCCCGAGCGCAUGGCCACUUUCUAUCGCAAGGUCGGCGGAAAUUAUGAUGUGCUCUUUCUACAAACGAAAUCCUCUGCUCUGUCCUUCAUCUACCAGCGCCUGGGCUGCUUCCACAGCAUUCAGCCAACGACGGAUGCCUAUAAACCUCCCUCCGUCCCCGCGCUACAACCCAACGGCUUCGUGCGAUGGCAGACAAUACAAUUGCUCCUAGACCCGGACGAGCAUUGCCGAUACCUUCAGAGUGCGGUUGAACUCUGGGACAUCGCCAACCCGAAUGGAGGCACUUUUCCGAAGACGAUACCCCGCGAAGCCUUCCCUGAAUCCCCAGACCCGGAAAUGGUGGAGUGGCAUGAGACCGUCAGCCGACGGUUCGAGAUGGACUAUGUGAAGAAGAACAUUCUGCGCGCAUCGCCUCCUAAUUUCGGCACAUACCACUAUCAGUUCAGCAACCAGCACAAAGAUGAGGCCCCGUCACCCAAAGAGACAAAAGCGUUCCCCAGUCGUCGUCGGACAACUGCACAGCGUGCCCAUGUCACCCCGGAAGAGCCAGCACCGUCGAGCCGUCACCAAAGACGCCGCAGCGCUGGAAUUCCCACCUCCACGCGUCGGGUACAAUCCACAUACUUCAGUCCGCCUCCGCCUUCGCCUCAGGAGUUCGAGCCGUCACCUCGAGCGCCCUCACCGCCCAUGUGGGCGAAGUCAUCCCCCAAGGCCCGGGGACGUGAGCGCGGGGCUACCUUCUCGCGUCCGGUCAGCCCGACCACAUCACCGGGUCACAAUCCUUCAGAUGCCUCAUCCGAGGACUCGCUAGCUGCGGCACAAGAGGCGGCCAACCGCCACAACAGCCGACACCUGCACCCCACACACCCGCACAGCUCCCAUGCCCGUCGGCAUUCACAUGAGGCGUACGCGCGGAAACCGCAGCGUGAACUCUCUCCUGAAGCGCACCGACGAACCUAUACCCACCGCGACAUGCUCAACUCCCACUCAGGACGACCGUAUGACUCCGACGGAGGCCGCCGAACCCGGCCGGCUCGUGCAUACGCUGAGGAGCCCAUCAUGCAGCCCAGAACUCCGGCCCCUAUCUUCCACGAUCAUCCCUUCAACGACCCUCCCGUCAUGCCAGUCAACCAGGAACUGCCCCGGUACUCACAUCCGCACCCCCAUUCACACCCCCCACCCCCUCCGCGCUACGUGAACAUGAGCAUGAACAACCCCUACGUCGGCCGCCCCCACCCCGACGUCGACAUGUGUACUCCUGCCGAUGACGCCCGUCGAAGCUACCGACCCUCCAACCCGAGCCCAGGCUACCCAAGUCCGGGUGUCUCCGACCGUACAGCGCGUUAUUCUGGGAGAGAUGGAGGCGGAGCCUACCGCUCACCGCGAUGGGCCCAACCCGCUCCACCGCCCGCGAGAGGUGUCCCCGUGGGCAUGCCCGAUAUGGAAUAUCCAGUUAGAUCGAGACGAUCCAUGUACGAUCGGUAG